UUACCCUCCUCGCACCGGAUAUGUCGUUGUUGCUGACUUUCCGCCCAAGUCAGUUUGUCAUGUAGCUGCAAGCUACAUUCUUCUAAAAGUAGUAGAAAAUGCACUUAUCUCCGCUGUAAAUGGUGUUGCCAACGAGCAGGUAUUUGCCAAAGUGUAAGUUACAUAUGAAGUCAUCAUUUUUCGGGAACAAUGGUGAAGUACUUUGCCUGCGUGGGUCAUCUGAAAAGUUCCUGGGACCAAGUUUGCAUCGCUUUCUGGGAGCGAUACCCCAACCCCUACAGUAACCAUGUCCUAACGGAGGACAUCAUCUUCAGGGAAGUAACUCCCGGUAACCGUCUGGUCUCUAGGCGACUGCUGACCAAAACUAACCGCGCCCCUCGCUGGAUGGAGAAGUACCUGCCGGUUACCAUGGCCAGGCACGCCUACAUCAUCGAGGAUUCCAUUGUGGACCCCCAGAACAGAACCAUGACAACGCUGACUUGGAACAUCAGCCACGCACGCAUGAUGUCCGUGGAGGAGCGUUGUGAGUACAGAAUUAACCCUGACAACACCAGCUGGACGGAGAUUAACAGAGAGGCCUGGAUCUCGUCUAACCUCUACGGGCUCUCCAGAGCUAUACAGGAAUUUGGCCUUGCCCGGUUCAAGACCAGUGUUACAAAGACCAUGAAAGGGUUUGAAUACGUCCUGGCCAAAAUGCAAGGUGAUACCCCCUCCAGGACCCUGGCUGAGCAUGCUGCAGAGAGGGCCAGGGAGACGGCUCUGGUAGCUAAAGAGAAAGCCAAAGGCCUGGCCUCACAGGCUCACAAGAAACAACAGUAUGUCUGAGCUGCCAGUGUAGGGUGAAGCUUCCCCUAGAUGCUGAUAUGUGUUUAGGAUUGGCGCAGGGGAAGCUGAUCCUAGAAACUCAAACCCAGAAUGCGAGGUGCCAGUGGGAGGAAGUAGACAUUGGCCCGUCAGUCCUGCCUUGAUUCAAAGACUUUAUCUGGGAUGGAUUGAGCCUGCCUGGCUGGCACUAUUUGAACCCAGGUCUGGUUGUCCCUCACCAGGUUGUCCCUACUCAGAUCUGGGAUCAGAUCUUAUUGAGGUAGGGGAAUCUGAUCCUAGAUCUGUGGUUAUGUAUGCAAAAUCCGUUAACUAAAAUUACCAGGUUUUCCAUAAAUUUAAAGAUUACCCGAAGGAAAUCCAGAAUCCUCCAACCAGGAGGAAAACCUGGUAGUUUUGUGAAUGUUUCUGUAAUUUUUGACAGUGAUCUAGGGGAAGAACCAUUAGUUAAAGACAAUUUUAUGCUGAAUCUGAUCAAAUGGUGGAGACCAUAUGGAGGGUGCGACGAGGCUCCGGAGGCGUGCAGAGGCCGACUCAAGCUCCAUACCGCAUCGCCGUGCACCUCUCAAAUGUUGUAACAAUGUGGAGGGCUCCGCAUUGACAUGAUUGGUUGACUGUAGGUGAGGCCGGGAGGUCCUGAAUAAACAAACUCACUCUCUCACUCUGCUGCUGCAGACAUCGGAUUGACCAUGCGGCACCUUUUUUAGACUUGUGUCUUCUAACACAAGUGUCUGGGCUGCGUCUCAAUAGUCCUCACUAGCUUCCUUUCCUUGUCUCCUUUCCUUCAGUACAGUACCCAAACAGGGAGGUGAAGUUUCCAUUCUACUCCCUCCGCCUGUCGUGGUCUUAUCAGUUGGUGUGUACAUGCUUAUCUCAAUGAGACAAACCUGCAGAAAUGAAGGUUAGGUUAUCAGUAGCGGAAAGAGAUGAGAAAUGGAGGAGGCUGAACGCUAUAGAUGUGGUUACUGUACCUGCAGAGAACGUACACUGAGUAACUGGGUUGAUCUUGUUGGAGGCAUGUGGCAGCAUUGGGGACCGGACAACACCAGUCCCACCCAGCAGGUGAUCUACUGGGGACCGGACAACACCAGUCCCACCCAGCAGGUGAUCUACUGGGCACGGCUGACCUUGGUGUUGGUCGGUCUUGGCCUUUUAUUGGUGGCUAGCUAGUACAAGAGACUGGUUCAUGUCUCCAGAAAUGACUGUGUGGCUCGAGUUGUUUUUCGUGACCUACUGAAUACUGUCAUAUUCAGUAUUGGGUCAGUUUUUAGCAUUUUCCCAAUAAUGGCUAAGGUUAGGAUUGGUUAGAGGGGAAGCUGGUCCUAGAUCUGUAGGCCUACCCACCAUUUCACUCAGUCAUUGGCUGAGUCCCAAAUGGCACCCUAUUCCCUAUAUAGUGUACUACUUUAGACCAGAGACUUAUGGAACCCUAUUCCCUACAUAGUGCACUAGUUUAGAUCAGGGCUCUAUAGAACCCUAUUCCCUAUAUAGUGCACUACUUUAGACCAGGGCUCUAUAGAACCCUAUUCCCUAUAUAGUGUACUACUUUAGACCAGGGCUCUAUAGAACCCUAUUCCCUAUAUAGUGUACUACUUUAGACCAGGGCUCUAUAGAACCCUAUUCCCUAUAUAGUGUACUACUUUAGACCAGGGCUCUAUAGAACCCUAUUCCCUAUAUAGUGUACUACUUUAGACCAGGGCUCUAUAGAACCCUAUUCCCUAUAUAGUGUACUACUUUAGACCAGGGCUCUAUAGAACCCUAUUCCCUAUGUAGUGUACUACUUUAGACCAGGGCUCUAUAGAACCCUAUUCCCUAUAUAGUGUACUACUUUAGACCAGGGCUCUAUAGAACCCUAUUCCCUAUAUAGUGCACUACUUUAGACCAGGGCUCUAUAGAACCCUAUUCCCUAUAUAGUGCACUACUUUAGAUCAGGGCUCUAUAGAACCCUAUUCCGUAUAUAGUGUACUACUUUAGACCAGGGCUCUAUAGAACCCUAUUCCCUAUAUAGUGUACUACUUUAGACCAGGGCUCUAUAGAACCCUAUUCCCUAUAUAGUGUACUACUUUAGACCAGGGCUCUAUAGAACCCUAUUCCCUAUAUAGUGCACUACUUUAGACCAGGGCUCUAUAGAACCCUAUUCCCUAUAUAGUGUACUACUUUAGGUCAGGGCCCUAUAGAACCCUAUUCCCUAUAUAGUGUACUACUUUAGACCAGGGCUCUAUAGAACCCUAUUCCCUAUAUAGUGUACUACUUUAGACCAGGGCUCUAUAGAACCCUAUUCCCUAUAUAGUGUACUACUUUAGACCAGGGCUCUAUAGAACCCUAUUCCCUAUAUAGUGCACUACUUUAGACCAGACUUAUGGACUCCUUUAACCCGUCGUGCACUUGUCUAUUCCAUUACCGGAAGCAUUUCUCCUGUCGUAGUUCCUUGACCUUCAUAUAGUUGUGUUUCUCUCACUGUAGAUGAGACUGGCUCCGUAUCUUCAGUUACUUAAGAUUUAGGCGUACGAUGUGUAAAUAUUUAAUCUUUUUCAAAAUCAUCUUUUGUUUUCUGUUUAACUAGACUACUCACACAAAAAAGCCAAUCUCAAAGUAAUCUCCCUGAAUCUUGAUUCUUCGCUACAGGUUAAUUGAUUUCAGUUAUGGCGCUACAUAUAUAUAUUUUUUAAUUCAGAAUGAAAAUUAAUUGCUUCAAAUUGAAGGUGUUCAUAGUGUGAUGAGGGGGAGACGUUAUUUUGCAGUCGUUACUUGGAAGUGAUCAUCCUUGGCUAGAGGGAGAGCUGCUACUUGGCUUUCUCUUGACAUUGUGAAAAGACAGGAUUGCUGUGGAUAUCGAUGUCUGUCUAUGCUUGAAGUAAUUAGCUUCAGAAAAUGAGCCAAAUUUACACACACAAAAAAUGGUAUAAUUACACUCAAAGACAUGCUCCGGAACUUUGACAACUGUUUUUUUUUUGUUAAAUGGGCUGGAUGUGUCAAUGUGUAGUUAGUUUAAGCAAUAAGGCACGAGGGGGUGUGGUAUAUGGCACGUCGCAACGCGGAGUGCCUGGACACAGCCCUUAGCCGUGGUAUAUUGGCCAUAUACCAUGAACCUCCCUGAGAUGCCUUAUUGCUAUUAUGAACUGGUUACCGAUGUAAUUAGAGAAGUAAAAAUGUAUGUUUUCUCAUACCUGUGGUAUAUAGUCUGAUAUACCAUGGCUGUCAGCCAAUCAGCAUUCAAGGCCUCUGACCAUCCCGUUUAUAAACAUGAGAUAAUCUAUGAGCAGAAUUACUAUUUUUACCUCAAUUAAAAAUCCCUCGUUUGAAAGACUGUUUUUCUAACCCUUUCCCCUACAUGGGCCAGCCCCCAAGCAAUUAGUCCCGAGCUUCUCCAUUUGAUUGACAGCUAGUAAGGUUGCACACACAGCAGAGCAAUGACAUGGUACACAUCUAUGAUGUAGUACACCAUUUUCGGGUACCACUUUUGGCUCAUGAGCGCUUACUUUCAUAACUACUGGCUAUAAGAGUACACAAGUACCUGGGAAUCUUUUUUUUUUUUUUUUAAAGCAAAUUAAUGUUGACAAAUUAUGAAUGUGUAAUGUUUGAGCAACAGUAUGGACUUAUUGAUGAAUACUAAUAAAUAUUUUCUGUGUCUGGA
Oncorhynchus masou masou (cherry salmon) is the source of this 4456-nucleotide messenger RNA. RefSeq names its product PRELI domain-containing protein 1, mitochondrial-like. The record is from RefSeq and is a predicted model, not a curated record. NCBI's taxonomy places the organism in Eukaryota, Metazoa, Chordata, Actinopteri, Salmoniformes, Salmonidae. Gene Ontology annotation, molecular function: phosphatidic acid transfer activity. The coding region runs from base 190 to 825 and encodes 211 amino acids. Gene Ontology annotation, cellular component: mitochondrial intermembrane space. The transcript has 6 exons. Gene Ontology annotation, biological process: phospholipid transport.